Messenger RNA from Colletotrichum gloeosporioides, 3819 nucleotides. RefSeq lists its product as uncharacterized. NCBI's taxonomy places the organism in Eukaryota, Fungi, Ascomycota, Sordariomycetes, Glomerellales, Glomerellaceae. Gene Ontology annotation, biological process: nucleoside metabolic process. The coding region runs from base 1 to 3819 and encodes 1272 amino acids. The record is from RefSeq and is a predicted model, not a curated record. The transcript has 2 exons. Gene Ontology annotation, molecular function: protein binding; catalytic activity.
AUGGCUACCCCACCUCCAGGUCUCCGGCGUGAGGACUUCCAGAUCGCAUUUAUCUGCGCUGUCGGCUGCGAGUACGAAGCUGUCGCUUUUGCUCUCGAUCAUAUAUGGGAUGGAGAGGAAGUACAGCUGGGAAAUGCACCCGAGGACUACAACAAAUAUACCGUUGGCCGAAUAGCAAACCACAACAUCGUCGUGCUUCUCCUUCCGGGCAUGGGAAAGGUCGAUGCAGCAAGCGCAGCGAACAGGCUCCGAUUGAGUUAUACUGGCAUAAAGCUUGCCAUCCUGGUAGGCAUUUGUGGAGGUGUACCGGAAAUCGGAACCGAUAAAGAACUUUUGCUCGGGGAUGUGGUGAUUAGUAAGAGCAUCGUACAGUAUGACCUAGGGAAGCAGCAACCCAGCAACUUCGUCAUCAAAGGUACCAUUGAAGACAGCCUGGGGAGGCCUCACGAGAGCGUUCGUUCCGUUACGGCGGUACUUGAGACGGACCGGGGACGCGAAAAGCUGCAGCAGCGGACAGCUGAAAUACUCCAGAGCAUCCAAGAGAAGGCCGGCGACAGAAAAUGUCGGUACACACAGCCUAAACCUGAGGCGGAUUUGCUCUUUGAGCCGCAAUAUCUCCAUAGGCACCCCAAUCACCAUCCGUGUGAGUGCUCUGAACACACAGUGUGCGACGUAGCCCUGGGUACAUCGUGCCGGGACCUAGGGUGCGACUUGUCACGACUGGUUUCCAGGCGUCGCCUCACAAAGCGAAAAUACGACGGCACGAUAGCCCAUGAACUUCAAAUUGUUGUUGGACGCUUAGGAUCAGGCGAUACCGUGAUGAAGUCCGGGUUGGAUCGCGACCGGAUUGCUAAAGCGCAAAAACCACCUCUUGUCGCCUUUGAGAUGGAGGGGGCCGGCGUAUGGGAUCGGUUCCCGUGCCUUAUCGUCAAGGCGGUCUGUGACUACGCAGACAGCCACAAAAACAAGGACUUCCAGCAUUUUGCUGCAGCAAGAGCAGCCGCCGCAGCGAGAGCGAUUCUAGAAGGUUUUCCGCGCAUAGAUGACGCAGCCCAACGCUCUGCUCAUCGCCGAGAACCUAACGAGAAUGACAUGAAAUUGCUUGAACUUCUGGCUACGGAACACGAAAAAUACAAGAAUUUCAACCCUCGAAAGCAUGACGGAACAUGUGAAUGGUUCUUCAAGGACCAGAAGUAUCAGAAAUGGCUUCAGAGCACUGCGUCAAGCAUCAUCUGGAUCUCCGCCGGCCCAGGUUGUGGCAAGUCUGUACUAACACGGUCUUUGAUCGACGGUGGACGACUAUCGACAAACCCCACGACAGUCUGCUACUUCUUUUUUAAAUUCGACGAUGUGAAUCGCAUCAACAGUCACGACGCUCUGUCUGCAAUCUUGCAUCAGCUUUUCACCCAAAACCGGUCUCUUAUCCACCACUCGACUGAGCCUUAUAGCAAUUAUGGAGACAAGCUACGAAACAACUUCCAUGAGCUCUGGAGGAUCCUACUAGAAUGUGCAAGCGAUCCUGCAGCUGGAGAAAUUGUCUGUGUGCUUGAUGCCUUGGACGAAUGCAGCCACGAAGGCUGGGAAGAGAUAUUGCAAAUGCUCCAGAACUUCUAUUUCAACAAUCAGGUCCAUGCAUCACCAUCAAGACUCAAGUUCCUCAUUACAAGCCGGCCAUAUGACUUUCUGGAGGCGCGCUUUGCGGAAAUGGCGUCUGCCGAGUUUUACUGCCGACUUGACGGUGACGACAAGUCCGAAGAGAUACGUCAGGAAAUUAACCUUUUCAUCGACCACAAGGUUAACGAUUUUGCGAAAGGCUUUCGUGAACAGGCUCGCCGGAGGAUUUCAGAUGCCCUAAAAGAUAUGAAGAACUGCAACUAUCUGUAUCUUCGUCUAAUACUCGGUAUCAUCAACGGAAGCCGGAGCGCGUACAGCAAGCCCUCGGAUAUCGAGGAGCUACUUUCUUGUCUUCCACCUUCCGUUUUUGAUGCUUACGAAACAAUUCUGGCACGCAGUCAAGAUGAAAAGAAGGCGAGGCAUCUGCUUAACAUUAUGCUUGCUGCUACAAAACCUCUGACGCUAGGCGAGGUCAACUACUCCCUAACAUUACAAGCUAAGAGCUUUGGAAACAUUGCUGAAAUCGAGGAUGAUGUUUGGGAUCACGAAAGCUUCAAAUCCGUGGUGAGAAACCUCUGUGGUCUCUUCAUCACCGUGAUUGACCAUCGGGUGGUCUUUAUUCACCAAACGGCCCAGGAGUUUCUUACAACACCUACACAGUCAAAAAAGUGGAUGGGAACUUUCGAUAUGUAUUCCGCACACAGAACAAUGUUCACCUCAUGUAUCCGUAUGUUAUCAUUGGAUGGCCUCGAUAUUGAUGUGCACACCUUCCCUCCGGGCCCGAAUUUCUGGAGAUACGCUGCUGAGAACUGGACGAUACACUUCAACUCCCAGGAUGAUGACAGCAGAGAAACCCUUUGUAAAGCCACCCGUGAGCUUUGUCGUACGCAAUCCAGGCAACUACCGGCUUGGGCUAGGUACUUGCAAUCUUACGGAUUCCCCCCGCUUCCUGCGCCAGUGGCAGAUUUGACACUUGCAAGCUAUUUCAAUCUGCUAGAAGUGGUUGAAUACAUCAUCAACGAAGAAAACGUCGACGUCAACUCAGAGGGAGGGUAUUUCGGCACAGCCAUCAAGGCCGGGGCUGCGAGGGGUCACCUCAAACUUGUCAAAACCCUCAUUUCUCACGGCGCAGAUUGUGAUGCUGGGUGUGGCCACUUUCGCACAGCUCUCCUAGCCGCUGUUGUCGAGGUUCAUCCAGAGGUAAUAGACUAUCUCCUGAGUAACGGCAGCAAAAUCACUGAGGAGCUUGUUAUAGCUUCAGUAAGCUAUAGCAGCUUUCGGAAAUCAAUAACUUCUUUGAAAGAGACAUACGGCAAGGAAGUUGAAAUCACCGCGGAUGUUGUUGCUGCUGCAGCCGCCAAAACUGAUGAUGGACGUGAUAUUGUCACUUUCCUGUUGGAGAGAUACGGAAACGAAUUCAAAAUCACCGAGGGAAUACUUGCGAGCGCAGCGACCAACAACAAACAUGGGCUCGUGAUCAUUGCCCAACUCUUAAACGAGCGUCGAGAGGAAUGUAUCGUCACUGAGAAAACAUUAGAAAACGCAGCUCUUAAUAAGGAGUACGGAUACUUCAUUAUCGCCAAACUUCUCGACAACCAUCGGGGUAACAUUGUCAUUACAGAUGGUGUUUUGGAAAAUGCAUUUCUCAAUAGAGUGUGUGGACACCUGAUAAUAAUGCUUCUCUUAGAAAAGUGCGGGCAUCGUUUCAGUGUCACACCGAAACUGAUAGAGAAUGCAGCAUCUGGCUGCACCGAGAGACCUUCAGAGACCGUAGCAGUCCUUCUAAACAGGCUGGGGAAAGAAUUAAAGAUCACCCCAGGGACUGUCAUGAACGCAGCUCAGAAUGCAUUUUGUGGUGUGGCUAUCCUGGGGCUCUUAUUGGAGAAGCGUGGGAGUGAAGUCGAGAUAACGCAAGAGGUUAUUAUGGCUGCGGCCGAGAACAAUUCAGAGGCGGUGAUGAGAUACCUCUUAAUUUAUUGUCCAAUGAGUUUUGAGCUCACAGAGGAACUUAGUUUAGCCAUCGUUCGAAAUGCGCAAGCUGGGGAGGAGAUGAUGGAUAUGCUAGUUGAAACGUUUGGGGACGAGGUUCAAAUCACGAAAGAGGUCAUCUUCGCCGGGAAGAGGAAUAAUACACUGGGGUCGCCUAGGGUAACAAGCCUCCUUCGAAAGAAGUAUGCCGGAAAUGCGUUCCAAAAGUACCAAUAA